Messenger RNA from Brienomyrus brachyistius, 2578 nucleotides. It is a transcript of the gene rhbdl2, whose product is annotated as rhomboid, veinlet-like 2 (Drosophila). NCBI's taxonomy places the organism in Eukaryota, Metazoa, Chordata, Actinopteri, Osteoglossiformes, Mormyridae. Gene Ontology annotation, molecular function: serine-type endopeptidase activity. Gene Ontology annotation, cellular component: membrane. The record is from RefSeq and is a predicted model, not a curated record. The coding region runs from base 499 to 1407 and encodes 302 amino acids. The transcript is spliced from 8 exons.
AAAGGGCUUUAAUUUACAUGCGCGUAUUUUAAGUCCUACAAGACCUACCUAUUGAAAAUGUAUUUUUGGCGCGCUUGUACUUCUAUGCAUGUAUGCAAAGACUCCCCAACUUGCGUCUUAUGACUACUCACACAUAGGAGCGACGUUUUUGUAAGAUAUAAACAUAUAUUAAAAGAGUAUUGCAUUUAAAAAUUUCUGGCGACUGGACGCCCGGCAGCGCUACGCCACCUAGUGCACGCUGCGAGCCGUUUGAUGGUUGCUGCGGGAAAAUAAUGUACUGAAUGAUAGUGCGACAAUCCCAACCUUGCAUGCAUCUCUGUCUCACACUCGCACCCGAAAGUCAGUGCGAUAAUCCUAUUCCUACGUUUGAUCGUACGACCUGUGUCUGAACGGAACCUACAGUGGUAAACCGGGGACAGCGCGUGCGGCUCCACCGUCAUACCUGCGUGACGCUUCCUGAUGUCUGUUUGCGCGACUCGGCCCUGCCAGCAGUGAAAAAUGUCGUCGAUGGAGGUGGAUCAGUCCUCAUCCUUACCAGUGUGGAGGGAUGAAGAGGCUCCCGAGGAGGAGGCAGAACAGGAGGCAGCUGAUGGUGAUGAAGGUGGGGGUCCGUUGGGCUGCUGUGAGAGGUUCCAGCACUCCAUCUCCCGGUGGAUGCUUCCUCCACAUGCACGCGACGUGUACCUGGAGCGAGCCAACUGCUGCCCGCCUCCCAUCUUCAUUAUCCUCGUCAGCAUAGGAGAGUUGGCCGUCUUCAUCUACUACGCCGUGUGGAAACCGCAGAAGCAGUGGGUGACCCUGGGUGAGGCGAUCUGGAAGAGCCCCCUUACCUACAAACCCGACACACGGGAGCAGGCGUGGCGUUUCAUAUCCUACAUGUUCGUGCAUGCUGGGGUGCAGCACAUCCUGGGAAAUCUGCUGAUGCAGCUGCUGCUGGGAAUCCCCUUGGAGCUGGUGCACAAGGGCUUCGAGGUGGGCAUGGUGUACAUGAGCGGAGUCCUGGCAGGAUCUCUGGCGAGCUCCAUCUUUGAUCCCUUGAAUGCCCUGGUGGGGGCCUCGGGUGGAGUCUACGCCCUGAUGGGGGGCUACUUCAUGAACGCCAUAGUGAACUUCAGGGAGAUGUUGCCCUUGCUGGGAGUCUUCCGCAUCACGGCGAUCUUGCUCAUUGUGGGGACCGACAUGGGGUUUGCCCUCUACAGAAGGUUUCUGGCUCAUGAGUCAGGUUAUAAGGUCUCCUUCGUUGCCCACAUUGCUGGUGGCAUAGCGGGCAUGACCGUCGGCUACGUGUUCUUCAGCAGCUACAACCAGAAACUCCUCAGGGACCCUCGAUUCUGGAUGUGCAUCGUAGGAUACCUCCUCUUCGUCGUGUUUGCCGUGGUCUUCAACAUCUUCCUGUCUCCAGCGUAGGGCCACGCAGCUAAAGUCAAAAGGCAUGUCUAACGCGUGGUUAUGGACUGGUAAACGUGUCCUUUAGGAUAAACAGUCAAUCUUUAUAUGGGGAGCUGUCCCUUAAUUGUGUUUUGGGAUGUUUUUUUUCUGUAAGGGGAAAUUUUGAGAUCCUUAAGUUGUUGGCGUCGUUGCGCUUGACGACACUGGCGACAAGGGAGGGCUGUAUCCUUUCCACCAUGUGGGAUGGCUUCCCGUUUAGCCCAAUUUCUGACCCGUUACAAAGCAGUACUCAGGUAAAUUAGCAGACAUAUUUCAGUCUCAGGUUAUAUCGGCCAUGAAUGGUUCUCCACAUUGCGAGUUCAGUCUUCAAACAGCAUGACUUUUGACUGUUGCCAGUCAGAUAUGUUGUUUACUCUCAGGUCUUCUUGGAACAUUUCUGCCUUAUUCCUUUUAACCUAAACAAGUUGCCAUUUAUAUUGCAGAAAUGACACAAUGUUUACUUGAGCUGAAGGACGUCCUUCCGCUCGCCCUUCAUUCGUGGGGUAGUCCCACGUCGUGCCUGUUUUGGAGUCAUUACUGUGAACAUCUCCUGCCAUUAUUCCUCGCUUGACUAACUGUAUGAAAAUAACUUGUCAUUCUUUGUAUUGUUCAGAGUGGUGACUCAGGAAGCUCAGUUAGGGGUUGAAGGUGGUGUGGCCUCACUGUUACUGUUAGCAAGUCAUUCACCGCUCCUUUGGCAAGACGGAUCUUCUCCACCAACAUCAGUGUCAUACGUUUCCAGCCCUUUUCCCAUCCCGGUGCUGAUGGGUUCCCCCGAUGGGAAUUGUAGUGGUGUUUUGGCCGGUCUCGUGUUGUUGUGACCAUCAAGGGGACCAUCAUACUCCAUUUAAAAUUUGGUGACAUGAGCAUGUGUCCCGCCGCAAGAGACCCUAAGGCUGAAGUGUUUGGUAGAGUGUGACACUAACUGGGAUCGUCACAUUGAGUCAUUUUUGUAUAAUUUUGUUUUUCCUUUAAUCAAUUUAGUUGGUAUUAGUUAAUAGUUUGAGAAAGGGCUGUGAUGUUUAGGUGGUAUUUUGUUGAUUACUAGUACUUAGUUUGAAGUAUAUUUUGUACUUUUCAUAUACUUCAUUAUGUAUUCCAUAUUUUAUUGGUCCUGUAGUACAAUGAAAUAAAUGUUUUUAAAAAAUGA